AUGCCGGAAGAAGGUCCCGCAUUUACCAUUGGCAUGGAUGCCUACUGCUACAAGCAGUUUGACAAGCAGCAGACGAACCACAUACCGUGCUCCAAGGAACACUUUUUGCAGCAGCUGCGUUCAAUCUUCCAGAGCGGAAUGGCUAAACUUGCCGACGGAUACGCCCCUUUUUGCAAACACCUGUUUGUAAGGAACUUCACAGAUGCGCUUACUGGGUUUCUUCCUAUUACAGUGGAUAAUGAACACUUGCUGAGGUCGGGUUAUAUCGCACGGACCGAGAAGGAAUUGCCGGUGCUUUCUCGUUGGUUCCCCAGAGCAGCCGUAGCAGACAAGAUUGGAAAAGCGCAGUACCUCGAUGUUAUCCUUUACUCACGAGAGCAAGUAAUCAAGGAGAAUGAGGCCAGACAGGAAGGCCACGAGGGCGAUUACGAGUUCGACUACUAUGUCAUCUCGAUCAAGCCUCAGGACGUGGACCAUGAGAUACCCAUGAUUCCCAUUACGAUGUUCCGCAACACCAUGAUCACGGAAGGUGGCAGCGGUGUUGCGUUGGACCACGACGCCUACCUCAGGUCGGUCGCCUUCUGGCAAAACCACGCUAUCAUCGCAGACCAUGCAUGA
This is a messenger RNA of Babesia ovata, 618 nucleotides long. RefSeq lists its product as uncharacterized. The record is from RefSeq and is a predicted model, not a curated record. The coding region runs from base 1 to 618 and encodes 205 amino acids. NCBI's taxonomy places the organism in Eukaryota, Apicomplexa, Aconoidasida, Piroplasmida, Babesiidae. The transcript has 4 exons.